Zingiber officinale is the source of this 2442-nucleotide messenger RNA. Its product is annotated as xyloglucan glycosyltransferase 4-like. Gene Ontology annotation, cellular component: Golgi apparatus. The record is from RefSeq and is a predicted model, not a curated record. Gene Ontology annotation, molecular function: glycosyltransferase activity. The transcript is spliced from 6 exons. Bases 163 to 2142 code for a protein of 659 amino acids. NCBI's taxonomy places the organism in Eukaryota, Viridiplantae, Streptophyta, Magnoliopsida, Zingiberales, Zingiberaceae.
UCUUGCUGGCACGUCUUGCUUAUAUUUAUUUGUUCAUCUGACUGCAUCAUAUGCAUAAAUAUAAAUGCGACACCAACCAACGCUUAUUCAAUUCAAUCCAAUCCCUCUCUGAACAAGAAGUUUCUUCUUUCUGGCCUUCCACUCUUCAGGAGGAGUUCCCUGAUGGCUCCGGGAUCAGUGGUGGUGACAAUGGAGAACCCGAUCAAUUUCUCUGUAGUACAAGUUGAAGGCCUAGACCCAGGCUCCGUGUUGGAGAAGGGCAGGGCCAAGAACCAGAAGCAAUUCCGAUGGUUCCUCUUCCUCAGGGCUCAGAGGGCCGUCGCCUUCCUCUCUUGGUCCUUCUUUGGCCUGGCCAAGCUUCUUGCCACGGCUCAAAAACGUCUCCUCUCCUUCAACACCUCGCAGAAGCCUCACAGGAUGGGCAAGCUGCUGCUGGUUCUUAGGGCUUUCCUGCUCGUUUCCGUCAUGGCGUUGGUGUUCGAAAUCUAUGCGCAUAAGAACGAGCUGCAUCUGAUCCAGCCUUGGGAGGUCCAGAACAUGGCGCAGCAGGCUUAUAUGCUAUGGCUUUCCUUUAGAAUAACCUACGUUUCCCCUCUCGUCAUGAGUCUCUCGAGGUUCUGUAUCGUUCUCUUCUUGAUUCAAUCUCUUGAUAGAUUCGUGCUCUGCUUUGGCUGUUUCUGGAUCAAGUUUAAGAAACUUAAACCGAGAUUGCAAGAUGAAGUGAAUGGCAAGGCCGCCACUUCCUACUUUCCCAUGGUUCUGGUUCAGAUUCCCAUGUGCAACGAGAGAGAGGUCUAUGAGCAAUCUAUAUCUGCUGUGUGCCAAUUGGAUUGGCCAAAAGACAAGCUCUUAAUCCAAGUCCUUGACGAUUCUGAUAUAAAGAGUUUGCAGCUCCUUAUCAAAAAUGAAGUGUCUAUAUGGAAACAGAAAGGCAUAAACAUAGUAUAUCGCCAUAGAUUCUUCAGGACUGGUUACAAGGCCGGUAACCUGGCCUCGGCAAUGUCCUGCGAUUACAUUAAGGGCUAUGAGUUCGUGGCCAUCUUCGAUGCAGAUUUCCAGCCAAACCCAGAUUUCCUGAAACUAACAGUGCCCCAUUUCAAGGACAAUCCUGAGUUGGGACUUGUUCAAGCCAGGUGGUCUUUUGUGAACAAGGAUGAAAACCUGCUCACUAGGCUGCAGCACAUCAAUCUCGCCUUCCAUUUUGAGGUGGAGCAGCAAGUCAACGGCAUGUACCUCAACUUCUUUGGAUUCAACGGCACAGCCGGAGUGUGGAGAAUUAGCGCUCUUGAGGAUUCUGGCGGCUGGCUGGAGAGAACUACUGUAGAGGACAUGGACAUAGCAGUCAGAGCUCACCUCAAUGGCUGGAAGUUCAUCUUCCUAAACGAUGUCAAGGUUCUCUGUGAACUUCCGGAAUCAUAUGAAACCUAUAAGAAGCAGCAAUAUAGAUGGCACUCAGGUCCUAUGCAGCUCUUCAAGCUCUGCCUUCCCACCAUCAUCACUUCAAAGAUAUCAUCUUGGAAAAAGUUCAACUUGAUCUUCCUCUUCUUCCUCCUGAGGAAAUUGAUCCUCCCCUUCUACUCUUUCACCUUGUUCUGCAUAAUCCUUCCCUUGACAAUGUUUGUUCCAGAGGCGGAGCUGCCAAUUUGGGUGAUCUGCUACAUUCCUGUUACCAUGUCUAUUCUCAACAUCCUUCCAUCGCCAAAAUCCUUUCCUUUCAUCAUCCCUUACCUCCUGUUUGAGAACACAAUGUCUGUGACCAAGUUCAAUGCGAUGAUCUCGGGCUUGUUUCAGCUGAGUAGUUCCUAUGAGUGGGUUGUGACCAAGAAAACUGGGAGGGCCUCAGACUCCGAUCUUGUGGGGAUGAAGGCAAAGGCUCUUGAACAAGACCAGAUUCUGCUGAAGCAAGCUUCAGAGGCUGACUUGGAGGCACUGGAUUCGGAGGACAAGGAGAUGGAAAUCUCUGAGAAGAAAAAGAGAAGGAACAGAAUCUAUAGAAAAGAGCUGGUGCUUGCUUGCCUUUUGCUCACAGCAGCUGCAAGGAGCUUGCUUUCUGCUCAAGGAGUUCAUUUCUACUUCUUGCUCUUUCAAGGGCUGUCAUUUCUGGUUGUUGGUCUGGAUCUCAUUGGGGAGCAAACAAACUGAUUUAGAUCAGAAUGAAAGACUAAAUUGGGAUAGUUUAAUUGCCAAUGGAGAAAAUUUAUCCUUUGCGCUACCAAAAGAAACAUAAAAGAGAAAGAAAGAAAUGAUUGCCAACACUGUUAAGCAUGCAAAAUUUGGAGAUUAUGUUAUUUAUUAAUCGACGUUACAUUCUUCUUCCUGUAGGAUACAGAAUUUUGGACUUCAUCAUCAGUCAUGUACAUGAACUUAUAUACAUCAUUCAUGAAAGAAGCUGUUUAUUUGUGUUUGUUCAGACAUUAAGUAAACCUUGUUCUUGACUGUGAA